CAUCAGGUCUACCAUGCACGAGAAAGUUUGGCGGCGUAGAGAAUUCCCAAAGAAGAAUGCAAGACGCAACAGACACAUCACGAAUUCUACUUUCGCAAGUGGAAGGCCACGCAUUUGCCUGCAGAGGUAUUGUAAGGUCUUCGGGUAAAAAUGGUUGUAUAAAGGGAACGCAUCCGAAAUCCUGACCAUCCCCACCUUAAAUGAUAUCCUCAACUGUUCUCGACGCAGCAAGAUGAAUUCCACUAACUUUAACAAUUGCAUUCAAACGGCGGCUGGCCUAGUCGAGGCCGAAGUUUCUGGCUCUGGUAUACCAAUUCUCAUCUUACACGGAAGUCCUGGAGGCAUCGAUGCCGCCCGAUCAAUGAGCCGCUUCCUCGACAAGGACAAAUUCAAAACCAUCUGCCUCUCCCGUCCCGGCUAUCUCAACACUCCACUAUCUCCAGUGAACCAUUCAAUCGAAGCCGAAGCGGAUCUCCUUGUCGGGUUACUCGACGCUCUGCAAAUCCCACGUACGGGUGUUCUAGCCUGGUCAGGUGGCGGCGCAGUUGCAUACCAGCUCGCCUCUCGACAUCCAGAACGUGUAUCUGCCCUCGUCACUGUUGCAGCUGUGAGCUCGGCCUGGAUAGCACCCAAGACCCCCAUCCUCGACCGCAUCAUGUUUGGCACCAAGCUCGGAAACCGCAUCAUCAAAUACAUAUCAUCACACUCGCCCGAGCACCUCAUCGAAGAAGCGCUCAAAGGCGAAGGAUCCCUACGAGGUUCCGAGCUUCACUCUCUCGCCGAGCAAGUAAUCGCUGAUCCCGCCCAGCGCCAGCUCGUACUUGAGGUGGCGUUGACCGUCAACGUUGGCGGCGCGCGGAAAGCAGGUUGGCUGAACGACGUUGAGAAUUUUGCAGCUAUCAAGGAUUUGGGGCUCGAGAAGAUUCAAUGUCCGGUUUUGCUCGUCCACGGGGAUGCUGAUACGGAUGCAUUGCCGAGGUAUAGUGAAGAGGCUCAUAGGCGCUUGGAGAGGAGUGAGUUGGUUGUUAUGGAGAGGGGAACUCAUUUGUCAUUUUAUGCUCAUCCAGAGGCAAGUGAGGUUCAGGAGAGUGCGAAGAGGUGGUUUUUGGAUCAUGUGUGAGGGGUUAAGUCAGGUCGACAAAGUUCACGUAAAGAAGAUCGAAGUCCUGGACGAUAAUACUUUUUUAGACUGAGUGGCGUUCGCCCGGACACUGUCGCGGUGGACUUUAAUCGUUAUGGCAAGAGGAAUUAGGAGUAGCAGCAGAGAGAAGAAGAGGCCACUAGUAGCGGUACUUCCUCAUAUACAGUAAUAGACAUUAAGUAUUCG
Molecule: messenger RNA, 1327 nt
Organism: Mollisia scopiformis
Lineage: Eukaryota; Fungi; Ascomycota; Leotiomycetes; Helotiales; Mollisiaceae
Product: alpha/beta hydrolase fold protein
Exons: 1
Coding region: 233-1120 (295 amino acids)
Source: RefSeq, a predicted model, not a curated record